GGGGAAAAGACACAGCUGCCCGGUUAACAGGACAUGCUGUGUGUGUGUGUGUGUGUGUGUGUGUGUGAGACUGCUAACCACCCACAAAGGCCAAGUAAACUCGCUGAACAGACAGAUGAGCCAACAGAGACAGUGAUGGAAAUAAACAGGGAGAUGUCUGUGCAACGGAACUGGGGCGCAGUGUGUGAAGAAGAGCCGAUGAGGUAAAGCAAGCCAAAGCAAGCCACUGUGGAUCACCUGCUAUCUGUUAGCCCUAACCCUCAGUGACCCUGCUGCCUACUUUCUACCCCCAUCUCUUCAAGAGGAGGCUGGGCUCCCUCUGGGCGCAACAAACACCAUGUGCCAAAACUGGAGAGGACUUACCAUUGCCCCAUAGACAGCCACACCUCCUGUGAACCGUCCCCUCUAGGACCAUCCUAAUCCUCCACAUCGCCCACUGGCCAAGAUGAUGAAGGUGGCGGCAUGGUCAGCAGAGGACGUCUCCGAUUGGCUGAGCAAGGAGGGGAUGCCGGAGUACAUAGAUGCCCUCCGUCGGACUGAUGGUCCUGCCCUGCUCAGGCUCACAGAGGCAGAUUUCAAUAUGCCUCCCCUCUCGCUGGUGGCGUCUGAUGGCGGGCAGCAGCUGUUGGAGCGACUGGAGACACUGCAGAUAGAGACUCAUAUAGAGGCUCACAAAAACGGCCACGCAAACGGGCACGCCGGUGGGCUACCUAACGGAACUAGCAAGCCUCAGAGGAAUGGCACAUUGGGGAUGAAAGACUUCAGAAGGGAGAUGGUCAAGAUCCCCAUCCCUACAAUGGAAACUACACGGCCCUCAUUCCCCGCCGAGUGGGGGAAGACGGGCAUAGCAUUCUUGUAUGCGGUGGUGUGCUUUGUCACCACCACCGUCGUCAUUUCAGUGGUCCAUGAGAGAGUACCGCCAAAGGAGCAUACCCCACCACUGCCAGAUAAGUUCUUUGACCUGUUUAACAGGGUGGAGUGGGCCUUCUCCAUCUGUGAGAUUAACGGCAUGCUGUUGGUAGGACUCUGGCUCAUACAGUGGAUCCUACUCAAGCACAGGUCAAUUAUAGGCAGGCGGUUCUUCUUCAUUGUGGGCACACUCUAUCUGUACCGGUGUAUUACAAUGUACAUCACCACUCUGCCUGUUCCUGGGAUGCACUUCAAAUGCUCUCCAAAGCUGCUCGGGAACUGGGAGGCACAGACGAGGAGAAUAAUGAAGAUGAUUGCUGGUGGGGGCCUAUCAAUCACAGGUUCCCACACCAUGUGUGGAGAUUAUCUGUAUAGUGGCCACACUGUCAUGUUAACACUAACAUACCUCUUCAUCAAGGAGUAUUCUCCCAAGCGGUUCUGGUGGUACCACUGGUUUUGCUGGGUGUUGAGUGCUGUGGGGAUUUUCUGCAUCCUUCUGGCACAUGACCACUACACUGUGGAUGUGGUGGUUGCAUAUUUUAUCACUACACGCCUCUUUUGGUGGUACCACACUAUGGCCAACCAGCAGUCACUGAAGGAGACGUCUCAGAGUAACCCUUUCUCGCGGGUGUGGUGGUACAGACUGUUCCAAUACUUUGAAGCGAACGUCAACGGCACGGUCCCUCGUAACUAUCAGCUCCCGUCGUCAUGGCGAGCGCUGCAGUGGAACCGCGGUGUGAAGUACAGCAAAUUGGACAUCCAGUGACCCUUAUCAUGUCGGGAGGACUAUGACUUCCAUAAGUGCUGUUUUACCGAUGGAAGAUGGCACUGUUAAAUGUAGCGCGCUGUCCUUUCACCUGUAGUAACAGACACAUCCCUGUCCAAAUGGAUAGCACUGUGACCCACCUAGUAAUUUCUUUUCUUUGUUUGUGUGUGCGUGUGUGUGUGUGUGUGUGUGUGUGUGUGUGUGUGUGUGUACACAUAGACGCACACAUACACACACACACACACAUUAUUUUUGUUUUCUGUCAUCCAUUUUCUCUUCUGGUAGUAUUUGUCAACACAGAGCACUAAUUUAUAUUUGUUUUGUGUCUUUUUCCUCUUCGUGGGCCACUUAACAUUUUCUGCUUUUGUAGCAGAUCAAUGAAGCAUUUCGACAAACUUUUAAAACUCAAACUGGUUUUUGGCCAUAAGGACUCAAAUAAUUGUUUUCCUCUCGCACAAAAUCAUAGUUAAUGUCUUCAUGUUCUUACAAGAUUUUUUAGUGCAGAUGGUGUCAAUCAAAUUUGAUAACCAAAAUGCCAUAAGCAUUUUUUUUUUUAUAGCAAAUUACUUUUUGUAAACAGUCCUUGCUAAAAUGAGUCAAAGGUGCAAAAAAAUAAUUUUUUUAAGUAUGUCAAACUUUAUUUUUCAAAAACAAAUGAUGUCCAAGAAAAGAUUUUUUAGAUUUUUACCUUUUUCAAGAUGGAUAACUGAGAGCAUAAGAAUCUAAUGUGGUAUAACAUUAUUCCAGUGCCUUUCUUAGCUUGAUUGUAAAGCAGUUCAAGUACUAUGUGUCUUGUGUCUCUGUGCCGCAGGUGUGACCACACCGUGGUACGAGGUGGUACUUAGUUAACAGUCUCGUUCCCAUGAAUGUAAAAACAACUACGCCAGCCUUACCAGAAAAUUGGUUUUCCCAAAAUUAAGUGCAGUCAGUGAAAUGUCCCAUUUAUUUAUUGAUGCUUUAUGAUGUCAGUUUGUGUUUAGUUGGUUAAUGCUGUUCUAACAGAAAAGAAUGACUGUUAAUUGUAUUUUUUAUGUCCGUAACAUUUCAUUUUUACCAGUCUUUAACCAACACCAGCCAUGUUCAAAGCCCAACCAUUGAUGCUCAGUCACCUGUGGACACCCACACAUCUGCUAGCUUUACUUUCCACCACAUCAGUAUCUGCUGGGCGUCACUGCCUGAUUGGAAAUUGCCGAAUACAUUUCUCAGAGGUGCAGAGUUAAGUUAUUCUGGACCUCACUCGUGUGCAUCAUCGCUGCAUCUCUUUGCUCAGGAGAUAAUGAGCCCCUCUCUUGUUCCCCACAUGGAGUCCCAUUUCGAAAUCAGAAUGAUCCUCAUUCCUUGUCUUGCAAUUAUUUUGAUGAUGAGAUCUGGAGGAAAAUGUUCAAUGUGACACCUGUGUUGAGUUUAGGGAAUGUCAAAGUUGUCAAAUCAGAAGCUUUAGGCAGAGUUUCUGAGCAUGUCUGUGAUGAAUCUGUACUUGUUUUUGUAUGAUUUGUCUUGAACUAAAUCAAGCUGCUACUUUACAGUUUGAAGACAGUGUAUCUUCUACAUUGCCUCCUUCAGUGAAACGCCACAACUUUUUUACUAUAAGUAGCUCAACAUGGGACUUGCGUGCGGGGAACAAGCUGAAGCAUGGUGCACAGAGCUGAUAUAUUUGGGCUUAUGUGUGCUAACAGGAUACCAUUGAUUUCCAUGAAUGUGAAAUGCGUCCUUAUUGAUGAUCCUAAUCAUGUACUUGUUGACCUUUUUUAUUUUCUUUGCUUUUCUUUGUGUAACUAUGACUAAACUGUAAAGAAUUAAGUAUUGCACAAGUUCAUCUAUAGGGAAAGAUUUAACUCAUUAUGUGAAACUUUAAUUUCAAAUUAAACAGAUUAGUUUUGAUGAAGAGAAGCUGCACUAAACAUUAGAUUAUACAAUUUUCAAAUAAAUAAUGAUGAUGUAAUUUAAUUUCUUUCAACAAUGUCAGAGUGAGGAGGUGAGAAAAUAACAUUAUUUUCAAUGUGAGCUUAUGAUACCUUUCAAUGCCAACUAGAGUCUUGAUGUUUGAGACUAAUUACAGCACAGGCUUACCCUCCUCCCUGUAGCAUUGUCCGAUCAUUUCACUUUUACAGAGAAUGGUCUCAGCAGGUUCCUCACAUACGCCCAUAUUUUCAUUUGAGAUAAUGUUUGAAUUAAUGGUCCAAACGUGGCUCCCUGAUAAUGGUUGAGGGCUUCGAUAGGGAUGAAGGUUGGAGUUUAUGUUUGUCUUCUAGUUUGCCAAUCAGGUUGGAUUUUCUUUUUGUCUCUUAAGAAAUGAAAGUUGGUUCUCCUGUUUGUUUUCUCUGUAAACUUCUCACCCACUUUGUCCUUUUUUUUUUGGUGUAUACCAGGUGUUUGUAAGAUAUGAUAAAGGAUUCUACUUGGGACGCUUUUGAAUAAAACAUUUUACUAUAAUGUA
Molecule: messenger RNA, 4112 nt
Organism: Dicentrarchus labrax (European seabass)
Lineage: Eukaryota; Metazoa; Chordata; Actinopteri; Moronidae
Gene: sgms1a
Product: sphingomyelin synthase 1a
Exons: 6
Coding region: 446-1675 (409 amino acids)
Biological process (GO): sphingomyelin biosynthetic process; ceramide biosynthetic process
Cellular component (GO): Golgi membrane; endoplasmic reticulum membrane
Molecular function (GO): protein binding; sphingomyelin synthase activity; ceramide cholinephosphotransferase activity
Source: RefSeq, a predicted model, not a curated record